Molecule: messenger RNA, 1832 nt
Organism: Elaeis guineensis (African oil palm)
Lineage: Eukaryota; Viridiplantae; Streptophyta; Magnoliopsida; Arecales; Arecaceae
Product: protein BIG GRAIN 1-like
Biological process (GO): auxin-activated signaling pathway
Source: RefSeq, a predicted model, not a curated record
CAAUGAAAAAUUAGAGCAUACCUUGACUUUUAUUGCAUGGGUUGGUGACACGCUAACAUUUAAAAAACAAGCCGGUUCGACCCGAUCAAUCUGCAGCAAUUAAUCCGAUCCAAAGCAAAACAAGCGGAGAUGCAGCGGCACUUACGACGGGUGACGGGAUCUACCUCUCGGCGACAGAUACCGCGUGACAGGGUGGCCCCCAGAUCAACACCAGCCGUCUAUCAAGCUGAUCCGACGGACAACACAAACGCGGGUCCCAUGUCCAACAAAGCAGAUGCCACGUCGUCCAACACCCCAACUCAGCUGCAGGCGCGAAGCGCCAAAGAAAACCAUUUCCUCUCUCUCCCUUCCUCCCCGUUCGCGGCCUCUGCCUCUCAAUACCUCUUAAAACCACUUGUCCUCCCUUCUCCCGUUCUUCUGCUCUACCGUCCCUGGGAUUUUUCUCUUCUCUCUUCUGAGAGCUCUCUCUCCUUUUCCUGCCACCAAAAGAAGGAAGGGAAAAAAAAUCCAAGAGAAAAGGAGGAAAUAAGCAGUAGAAAAGAAAGAGAGGGAGAAAUUAAGGAACAAAAAGGAAGGAAAAAGCUCAGAUUUGUUCUCUUUUACUUGUCUCCAUUUUCUCCAGUGUGGUUGGCUUUUGUUUCGGCUUUCUCUCUUAAUCCAUCUAGUAGAGAAAUAAUGGAAUGGUGGGAGAGACCGCCGUCGCGGCGCGGCCGCAACAAGCCCUCCUUCUCCUCCUCCCUCCUCGACUCCAUCUACCGCUCCAUCGACGAAUCCGAUGGCGGCGGAGGAGGUCCAGCGCCGGAUCACCGCAGAGGCGGAGCACCCGAUCCAUCCUUUACCUACUCCUCUACCGCCACCGCAGCCGCCGCCGCUCGAAAGAAGCAGAGCGCGGACGAGCUCGAGUGGAACGCUGCAGCGGUGAGCCACAGGGCGGUGAUCCGACGCGGCUCGAGGGACUGCAGCCGCUGUAUCGUCACUCCCGCCUCCAGCUCCUCGGAUUCCUCCAGCUACGGCGGCUUCUCCUCCUCCUCCGAGGCCGAGUCGGCGGCGGCCUACUACUCGGCCGGGGUGAAGCCGGUCCUCUCGGACCGGAUCCGGUCCGGCGGUCCGGAGGUCCCGCCGGAGAAGAAGAAGGGCUCCUCGAUCCGCAGCCGGUUGCGCGACCUGAGAAAGGGCCGGGCCCCGACGUCGCCGGGGGCGCGUCUGGCGAGCUUCCUCAACGGGCUGUUCACCGCCGUCGGGAACCCCAAGAAGCCCAAGAUCGCGGCCCCGCCAUCGCUGGAGUCCGCAUGCUCGCGUUCGUGUCUCAGCAAGACGCCGUCGUCGAGGGGACGGCGUAAGCCGUCGGCGGCGGGGGACGGGGGCAAGAGGUCGGUGCGGUUCUGCCCCGUAAGCGUGAUCGUCGGCGAGGACUGCCGGCCGUGCGGGCACAAGUGCCUUUAUGACGCCGAUCUGACGGCGGCGGCGGGGCCGGGGCCGCGGCCGCCGGCGGUGGUGAGGAGGGUGGAGGAAUUGCUUCGGGGUUUGGAGGGGGAGGAGGAGGAAGACGCUAUCAGCGAUUCGAGCUCGGAUCUGUUCGAGUUGGAGAAUUUGACGGGGAUCGGACGGUACCGGGACGAGCUACCGGUGUACGAAACGACCGACGUGGGGACCAAUCACGCCAUCGCCCAGGGUUUAGUUGUGUAAAAGAAAACUUAAAAAAAUAGAAAAAUUCAAGUUUAGGGGAAAAAGUAUGUAUUUCCUGGGAAAUUAGUGCUUUCCAUUUUGGGUAUAAUUAAUAAAUUUUGGACUAAGUGCCAACCGGGUGAAAUAAAAAAAAAGGUUUAUGUAAA